AUGUUUGACUGUUUUGCCUUCUUAAACCAUUUGGUACUUGGUCCGUUCUCAAAGGAGCUCAAUUCUUUCCCGAGUCUCCAAGGCAUUGAGAAGUUAAGGAACCACCUUCACAAGUUAUCUUUGGAAGGUUGGGAUGAUUUGGAGUCAAUGCCAGAAGAAAUACAACAGCUCACCUCACUGACUUGGUUACAAAUACGUAAAUUCGGAAUACAAGAGCUGCCUAUGUGGUUAACUAACAUGUCAUCUAUCCGACAUUUGAGGUUCAAUGGUUGCAAUGGGCUAAAUAAAGAAACGGUUAAACGGGGAGCACCGCGUGAAGCAAAUUCUGUCAGCUUAAAUGAUUCGAAGGUGUACAUUAAUAGAGAUGUUAAUUAG
Messenger RNA from Lactuca virosa, 375 nucleotides. The record is from the annotation of a GenBank genome assembly. NCBI's taxonomy places the organism in Eukaryota, Viridiplantae, Streptophyta, Magnoliopsida, Asterales, Asteraceae.